Osmerus eperlanus (European smelt) is the source of this 4179-nucleotide messenger RNA. RefSeq names its product transferrin receptor 1b (gene tfr1b). Gene Ontology annotation, biological process: iron ion transport; intracellular iron ion homeostasis. Gene Ontology annotation, cellular component: external side of plasma membrane. NCBI's taxonomy places the organism in Eukaryota, Metazoa, Chordata, Actinopteri, Osmeriformes, Osmeridae. The record is from RefSeq and is a predicted model, not a curated record. Bases 105 to 2396 code for a protein of 763 amino acids. The transcript has 19 exons.
ACUGUAAAACCGGAACUACCGGCCAACGGCACCACGUGUGGUUGAGCGCAAGGAUACUGCACUAGGGGGACCGAGGGUAUAAAGAGUGCCGGAGAGCCAGAGCUAUGACGGCAAGAAUUAAUCAAGCGAGGUCCGCACUGACCAAAAUGUUCAACAGCGAGCGUUACAGUAGGUUCACCCUGCAGUCCGAGGAGGAGGGAGGGCCCCACGUCGAGGUCAAGCUGUCCAGCGACGGGAUCGAAAAUGACCAUGUCCCCGACUCAAUGGACGAAUCGCACGGCUCGCCCUCGUACAGGGCGCCGCCCCGGGACAAGUACCGCAACGUGUGCUACCUGGCCCUCGGAACCCUGCUGAUCUUCGUCAUUGGGUACCUGAUUGGCUACGUGAGCCAUCGCUCCCCACAGAGGCCUCUGGUGAGCUGUGACCCUAAACUGGGAGUGGAGACUGAAGAGACUGAAGGUGGCGAGGAGGAAGUUGUGGAGAAGUCUCUAGAUUGGAGUGACAUCAAUAACUUGCUGGGGCAGAAACUCAACCCAGAGGCCUUUGACAAGAGACUAAGUGAGUUUGCGAGGGACGAUCAUGAAGCAGGAAGUGAUGGAGACCGUGUUCUUGGAAACCGAGUCUUUGAGGGAUUUAAGAGUCUGCAGAUGAACCCCUGGACUGACAUCCACUAUGUACAGCUGCAGACUCAGAACAGCACGCAGCCAAACCGUGUUCUGAUUGGCUCUGAGGAGGUGGGCCAGCCUACUGGUUACCUGGCCUAUAGUGCUCGUGGAACUGUCAAGGGCCAGGUGGUGUAUGCUAACUACGGACGCAGAGAGGACCUGCAGGAGCUGCAGAAUCAGAACGUGGAGCUGAAGAACAAAGUGGUGUUGCUCCGCGCUGGUCGUCUCAACUUUGCAGAGCAGGUGGCCAGCGUUGCUGAGCUCGGAGCCUCUGCUGUUCUGAUCUACCCAGACCCACAGGACUACGACUACCAAGACACCACUGAGCUGUACGGACACGUCCACCUGGGCUCCGGUGACCCCUACACCCCUGGGUUCCCCUCCUUUAACCACACUCAGUUCCCCCCUACGCGCUCCUCCGGCCUGCCCUCCAUACCUGCCCAGACCAUCACUGCCCAGACAGCAGCCCAGAUCCUCAAGAGGAUGGGAGGGGCAGAGGCUCCCAGCUUUUUUACGGGCAGACUCCCGAGCGUGACCUACAGACUGGGCGGGGCCAGCGACGGCGAGAGCGCCACGGUGGAGGUGAACAACGUGCUGGUCACCAAAGAGCUGCACAACGUGUUCGGGAUCAUCAAGGGUUUCACUGACCCAGAUCAGUAUGUGGUGUUGGGGGCACAGAGGGAUUCCUGGGGUCCUGGUUAUGCCAAGGCCACCGUGGGAACCACUCUGCUGAUGGAGCUGGCCAGGGCUGUGUUUGAGAUGGUGGAACACGGAGGCUUCAGGCCCCGGAGGAGCCUGCUGUUUGCCAGCUGGAGCGGAGGAGACUACGGCAGUGUUGGCGCCACCGAGUGGUUGGAGGGCUACUUGUCUUCUCUCAACAAAAAGGCUUUAACCUACGUCAGCUUGGAUGGAGCUGUCACCGGCACUGGGGCUUUCAGGGCUUCUGCCAGCCCCCUGCUCCACACUCUGCUGGAGAGCACCAUGAAGAAGGUGAAGAAUCCCAUUGGUUCAAAGAAGAAGAGUCUGUAUGAAGACGUGGCUGGGGACAGCUUACAGACCAACGUCCUGAGGCCAAUGCAGCUGGGAGAUUGUGCCUAUCCUUUCCUGGCCUUCUCUGGAAUCCCCUCCCUGUCCUUCAGCUUCUUCUCAGAGGGGGCUAAAGAUUACCCUUACUCCAACACAUUCCUGGACAACAAAGAGAACCUGGAUCGUGCGACCAACCAUCGCCUCAGCACCAUGGCAGUAGGGGCGGGGCAACUCGCAGGCCAGCUGGCUCUCCAAUUGGUGCACGACCACAUCCUGCGUCUAGACGUGGCCGGCUACGGGACCACCUUGGGCAAAUCGGUGCACUCUCUCAGGCGCCAGCUGUUCAACGCCACACAGAGCCUGUCUGGUAAUUGGCUGGCGUUUGCGUCCGGCUCCUACUCCAGAGCUGUGAGACGGCUCCAGGCAGACGUCCUCAACACCGACCUCAACGACGCGGAGGCCUGCCGCUUUCUCAACGAGAGGAUCAUGACCGUGGAGCAGAGCCUGCUCUCUCCGUACGUGUCGCCCGUCCAGGUUCCCUUCCGCCACGUGGUGUUUGGCCUCGGGCCGCACACCCUGGGCUCCCUGGGGGCGCUCAGCGACCCCGACGAGCUCCACACCCAGCUGGCCCUCGCCACCUGGACGCUGCAGGGCUGCGCCAACGGCCUGGUCGGAGACGUCUGGGAGCUGGACAACGAGAUCUGAGUGUGUGUGGAUGGUUGUCUCUGAGAGAAGCGUGGGUGUAAGAAAACCGUGUGUGUGUGUGUGUGUGUGUGUAAGAGAACCAGUGUGUGCGUGUGAAAAGUUCUGUCUAGGAUAACCAUGUUUGUCGUCUGGGGAGAAGCCUCAAUUGAGCACAAGCUAUCAGAAGCCUACCACCACCGAGAGGUGAAGAGCAGAAAAUAGAGAGUUGUGGCUUCAGCGGGCUCUGCCCCCCUCUCUGGUUCCCUGUAAGACCUGGCAGGAGAUGAAGUACCUGUGGUGUCAGCCACUGGUACCUCAUCUCCUUCUAGCUCUUUACCCCAAUCCCCAACCAACCAAAAGCCUUGGCCGUUACCAUAGAGAUGACCUCGAAGCCAUCUUGCACUGAGAACUUUUUUAUUUAUGUUUUGUAUUUAUUUAUCAGUGGCAGUGUUCACUAUAAAUGUGAUGUUUGUUUUUUGACUCAAGUUAUCGGGAGCAGUGUCUUCCAUAAUUAUGACAGUUAUACUGUUUGAUCCAACAGCAGCAUCUGCUACAGAAAUACUCUCCUUUUAUGCUACUACUACCAGAGGCUGCUAUGGAUAUGUGAUUGAGAAAUAUAUUGGUCAACUGGAGCAUGCUGUAAAAUGCAUGCUCAUAAAUUAUCAACCUUAAAGUUACAUUAAAGACUAAGGAAUUUAAAGAAAAUAAUCUCAUGAUUAAUUAAUGGUAGUAGGUUGAUAAACAACAGGAUUUUGGACAAGCUAACGGCACAUGCUGCAAAAAAACGACAAACUCUUAAAACCCUCUAAAUAAUUCGAUUUGUUUAGGUUCAAUUGAAUUCUGAGAGCCAUUUCUGUUGCACUUUUGGAGCAGUUUAUAUUUCUGAUCUUAAGAAUUAUCGGGAGCAGUGUCUUCCAUAAUUAAAAUCAUUAUCGGGAGCAGUGUCUUCCAUAAUCAAAAUCAUUAUCGGGAGCAGUGUCUUCCAUAAUCAAAAUCAUUAUCGGGAGCAGUGUCUUCCAUAAUUAAAAUCAUUAUCGGGGGCAGUGUCUUCCAUAAUGUCAAGCGUUGAAGGUAGUUUUUGCCUACCAGUGUGUGUGUGUGUGUGUAUCGGGAGCAGUGCCUCUCAUAUUUCACUGAAGGGUGGAGUAAGUUAUCGGGAACAGUGUUUCCCAGAGUUAUUUUGUGUGUAAGUCUACAAUCUUUUUCUGCUGUUUGUUGUAAUCUUUUCACUAGAAAUCUAGUAUUCAUGUUCAGAAAUGUUUUUGGGUUACUAUUUGAUUUGUCACAUGCUUCUUUCUCUCAUGAUUGCUUUCUUUUCUUAUUUACAACCUCGAAGUCAGGAAGCUUGGGUUAAUUCAUAACACACUCGGCCUACCUUGUGUUUGUAACUUGUACUCUAUAGACAGAGAAACGACUCUUUGUUAAACCAACUGUACUGUGUUAACUGCUGAACAUUCCCCACAGCUACUUUUGCUAUAGGCCUACACGGGUAUAGUUUUACUGCAUGUUAUUGUGUUUACCCUUGGUACAGUAAUGACACAAAUCUGUAGGCUAGUGAAGCGCACCUUAGUUAGUUUUUAUCCCCCACAAAAAACUCGGUUGCUGUUGCUACAAUUGUUGCAUGAUUCAAUACUUCAACUGAUGUAUGAUUUCUUAAUCAAUUUAGUUAUAUUUGGCGAUUCAGUUUGUUGAUCGAUUAAAUGUGUUCAAUAUCACGCAUUUAGUUGUCACGUAUUUAGUAGGCUAAUGUUUGCUUAAAAUUAUCCAUGUCUUUCUGGAAUAAACUCACUUUUGGCUUAGCGCA